Messenger RNA from Rangifer tarandus platyrhynchus (Svalbard reindeer), 948 nucleotides. Lineage: Eukaryota; Metazoa; Chordata; Mammalia; Artiodactyla; Cervidae. The record is from the annotation of a GenBank genome assembly.
AUGGCAAAGGUGGUGAUGGCAGACCUGGCACAGCGGAAGGUGGAAAACAAGUCAUGGCCUAGAGGCUACAUGGAUGAUCAGCCUUUUAUCCAGUAUGACAGCCGUAUGGACAAAGCUGAGCCCCAAGCUCCAUGGAUUUCGUCCAAGGAUGCCACAUACUGGGAGGACGAGACCAAGAAGCAGAGGAAAUGGGCAGAGAUUCAUCAGGUGGAGACAUGGAUAGAGAUGGGCUACCACAACCACAGCACCGGCAUACACAGCACUCAGCGCAUGUUUGGCUGUGAGAUCCAGGAAGAUGGCCACUCCAACAGCUUCUGGCAGUUUGGCUAUGAUGGGCAAGACCACCUGUCACUGGACAUGGAAACUCUGAACUGGGUGACAGCUAACCCCAUGGCUCUGUGGACCAAGCACUGGUGGCAGGCAGAGCGCUGCUAUGCUGAGUAUGACAAAGCCUACCUGGAAGGCCCCUGCCUCACCUCCCUGCACAGAUACCUGGAGCUGGGAGGCCAUAGAUUCACCCGGAGAGAACCACACACAGUAUGGGUGACAAAGCACUCAGCCCAGGAUGGAGGUACCACCCUGAGGUGCUGGGCCCUGGGCUUCUAUCCACGAGACAUCUCACUGAGCUGGUGGCUGGGUGAGAAGAAGUUGAAUUCAAAGCUUGAGUAUGUCGAGACACGCCCCAGUGGAGAUGGCACCUAUCAGACGUGGAUGGCCGUGUGGGUGCCUGCUGGGAAUGAGACCCAAUACACAUGCCAUGUGCAGCACUCCAGCCUGAAUCACACGCUCACUGUGUCCUGGGAAAUGCCCUCUCAUCCAGGACUUGCCAUAGUUAUCUCUCUCAUCCUGAUCUUGCUGGUGAUUGGCGGUGUUGUGAGCUUGAUCAAGUGCCUUCAAGCCAGGAAUAAGGAGCCUUACGAGCAAGCCCCAGGUGAUUGUGGUGAAUAG